Messenger RNA from Symsagittifera roscoffensis, 2966 nucleotides. RefSeq names its product OTU domain-containing protein 7B-like. NCBI's taxonomy places the organism in Eukaryota, Metazoa, Xenacoelomorpha, Acoela, Convolutidae. Gene Ontology annotation, cellular component: nucleus; cytoplasm. Gene Ontology annotation, molecular function: K63-linked polyubiquitin modification-dependent protein binding; cysteine-type deubiquitinase activity. The record is from RefSeq and is a predicted model, not a curated record. Gene Ontology annotation, biological process: protein deubiquitination involved in ubiquitin-dependent protein catabolic process; protein K63-linked deubiquitination; protein K11-linked deubiquitination. The transcript is spliced from 10 exons. The coding region runs from base 1 to 2913 and encodes 970 amino acids.
AUGCCAGAUGACGUCGUGAAAGACUCAUUGUUAUCAGAGUUUAUCGCCAGGACCGGCAGUGAUCCUGCCUUGGCCUGGGAUCUUCUAAAUGGAACUAAUUGGGAUCUGGAUGAAGGAUUGAGAGCGUAUGUUGAAUUAGCUAAUAUCCCUAAUGACCAAUGGCCAGAUGUCUUGGAUUGUCCUAAAAAGUCUGGUGCCCCAUCCAACGCAAGUGGCCCCGCAAAAGAUGAACCAAGAUUGCCACCACCACCUGCGAUGCAGCGUGGAAUAUCGCGCGUUGAAGAUAAUAAAGGAAUUGUUAAGAAAAUGCAUAAGCGAAACAGACAUAACUCGGGAGAGGCUGCUCUAAGUUCUUUGAAAUCUUCUUUAUCGACCAUAUCAGACAAACCCACAGAAGUCAGUUCUUCGCCCAAACCCUUCCCGGAUGCCUGCUUUUCGAUUACAAUACCGGACCUUAGCAUGUAUCAAAAGGGCUUUCGAGACUAUUUGGAGCGAGAAUUGGUUGAAAAAUCAACCCUAGUCGCUCUCCAGGAAUCAGGACGUUUGAACUGGUGGACUGAAAAUGGAGCAGCGCAGCCUCUUUACCCUAUGGUAACAACGGGUGAUGGAAACUGUCUGUUACAUGCAGCAUCCCUGGCCAUGUGGGGUUUCCACGACAGAGAAUUAGUUCUUCGGAAGGCGCUCUAUGCACCACUGAAGGACGGAAGCGCACAUCUGGAAGCUUUCAAGCGGCGAUGGAGGUACUCACAGACACUCAUUAAUCAGCAGUCUGGGCUAAUCUGGUCUGAUGAGGAGUGGAACCGUGAGUGGGACUGUAUGUUGCAAUUGGCUUCUUCUGAACCCAGGAGAUACAACCAGAGUCAGAACAGUGGCACCUCAGCCACUAGCAACUGUGGACAGCAGGAGAGGACUCACUCUUUCAAUGAGAUAGACAGGACUGCCGUGGAGGCAACAGAGAAGACCAACCUUUCCAACACCAGAAUGAGAAGUUCAACAACCUCCGGUUGGACACCACAGCAACAUUCACAAUCAAGACAGACAACCACUAGCACUAGUUCCAAUCAAAUGGUAGACAGAGAUCAGCCGCCAAUGAGCAAUGCGAAUAGAAGUGCAAGUGUAGACAGCAUGGCCAGUGAGCAGUAUGAGAGUUUAGAAGAGUUCCACGUAUUCCUGCUGGCGAAUAUUCUGCGCAGACCUGUCAUCAUAGUGGCGGACUUGUUCCUGAGGGACAACAGGGGCGAGAACUUCGCACCCAUUCCCUUCGGAGGAGUUUACCUGCCACUAGAGUGCAACUCACAACAAUGUCAUCACUUUCCUCUUUUGUUAACAUUCGACGCCGCUCACUUCUCUGCACUUGUUCCGAUGGAGCCACCCGGAAACACAACUCUAGACAGCACCACAAACAGUGUAGAAAGACCUCCAGUUGUCAUCCCUCUAACGGAUUCAGUGGGAGAGUUGCUUCACAUACACUUCCCCAUAGACCCGGGACCCGACUUCGACUGGGCUCUUAUGGAGAACGAAGACUUCUUGGAGCAGAACCAACUAUCCGCCGAGGACAAAUUAUUUUUAAUGCACAAGUACUUAAAGAUCGAAGUAAUAUCUCUAUCUGGACGCAAAAUUGACCCUAAUGAAGUCGAAAUCAUUUCCACCAAUCACAGUUCAAACGGCGAAGGCGAUCGAGAGGCAGUAGCAAUGAAGUCGAAAAGCAAGGACGGUAAAAGUAACCGAAGUGCAUCGUUGGGAUCUAAAAAGUCUACGUCGAAGAGUAAACUGAAUACAAAAAGUGCAACUAUGCAAGGAGGCUUGGGAGAUGCGGAUACCAGAUCCCGCAGUAAUAGUAGUAAGGACUCGGCUGGAAACAGCCCGAGAAAUCUGGGAAGCUCGGGUAAAUCGGCGAGUAACACAACUAAGCCGAAGGUGGUUAAAAAGCAAAGUUCCAUAUUUGGAAAUUUAGGACGCAAGCUAAGAAAGUGUUUCAAUUCCAGCUCAAGUGCAAUACCGAAUGAAUCGGAGAUUAUUAACAAGGAACUGAUGCAGGAAAAUAAUUUGCUAAUUGACAAAGUGGAGAGAACUCUGACAUUACUUAGUAUCAGUCAGCAGAUUGAUAAACGAUUCAUCGCAGCUAAAGUCGACAUUGCUAAUAAGCCAGGAUAUUUUGCAGAUAUGAUUCGAAGUUAUUUAGACAGCGCUGAGCGAAAAUAUUGCGCCGAGUUGCAGCAGCUAUCUCGUAAAUGCCGAAGUUGCAAUGAGCUCAAAUGCGUGUGUCGAGUGAACGCAGAAAGAGUUCCGAAACCCCAAACGUUGCCUAGAGAUUUAAAAAUCGACCAAAAUGUCGCUUCGCCUGUAAUUAAACAUGUACAAAGUCGUAGUAUUCCAGUAGCAAAUAGUAAAUACAGCCGAAAUUCGAACACGAGAAGUGACUCAGCCGACCAGUACAGCUCGGAUUCGGAUCGGAGUGUGGCUAGUCGUCGAAAUGUGCCGAGAAGUGGCGGUGAUCAGUAUGUAUUCCAGAGCACUAGAUCAUACCAGUUCAGCUCAUCCGUACCUCCUAGUUCAUCAAACUACACUGGGGCAAAUAGAGGGUCAAGCUACAAGCCGGCGUCACAAUACAACUCAUCAGUGUCGUCCUCAAUAGGAAACACCACCAAAAGUCCUUCCCUUAACAACUACUCCAAACACCUCUCCUCCACGUCAUACAGUGUCAACCCUCCGAGCUCUCAACUGAAUCCAACGACCACAACAGGUGCUGCUGCUGCCGCUGCUAACAGACGGCGCAUGCUGAAUAACGCGACAACUUUCCCGCCCUACGCACAUGCAACCAGAGUCAUCGCUAGUACAACAAUCACUAAGUGUAGGUUAUGUAGGAGGUCGGUGGAAGGAUCGAACGUAUGCUACCAGUGUGCUAAUAGAUGAAUGAAGUAUUACAAUUGAUGGAAACACUCAAGCAAACUACAUUCAGCAUUUUA